AUGGAGAUUGAAGCAUCAAGUGGUGGUAGCAACAACAACAAAAGAUGCAACAUGGAUGAAAGUGAAGAAGAAGAUGAACCAUAUUGUGGCAUUACUACUAGAGGAAGUUUCUUAGCAUGGGAAGAUCUAAGAGUUAUUAUACCAAAUUUUGGUAAAGGACCAACCAAAAAGAUUCUUAAUGGCCUUCAUGGUUUUGCUGAGCCUGGUCGAAUCAUGGCUAUUAUGGGCCCUUCUGGUUCUGGAAAAUCAACUUUGCUUGAUACUCUCGCAGGUAGACUCUCCAAAAAUGUUGUGAUGACAGGAAAUGUUCUUCUCAAUGGGAAGAAAAAGAAUCCAGGCUAUGGUUUUGUUGCAUACGUAACACAAGAAGAUGUGUUAUUGGGAACUUUGACAGUAAGAGAAACUAUAACAUAUUCGGCGCAUCUACGUCUUCCAACGUCAAUGUCGAAAGAAGAAGUUAGCGGCAUAAUCGAAGGGACAAUCAUAGAAAUGGGCCUUCAAGACUGUGCUGAUAGGUUAAUAGGUAACUGGCAUUUGAGAGGUAUAAGUGGUGGCGAAAAGAAAAGACUUAGCAUUGCACUUGAAAUUCUCACAAGGCCGCGAUUAUUGUUUCUCGAUGAACCGACCAGUGGAUUGGAUAGUGCUUCAGCGUUCUUCGUUGUUCAAACUCUUCGAAACGUUGCUCGUGAUGGAAGGACUGUUAUUUCUUCUAUUCAUCAACCUAGUAGUGAAGUCUUUGCUCUUUUUGAUGAUCUUUUCUUGCUUUCUGGUGGCGAAACUGUUUAUUUUGGUGAAGCUAAAUUGGCAAUUGAGUUUUUUGCCGAGGCUGGUUUCCCUUGUCCGCGUAAAAGAAAUCCUUCUGAUCAUUUCUUAAGAUGUAUCAAUUCUGAUUUUGACGUCGUAACGGCUACACUAAAGGGAUCUCAAAGGGUUCAUGAUGUUCCGAAUUCAGCAGAUCCUUUUAUGAACAUGGCAACAGCACAGAUUAAGGAAAGGCUAAUAGAGAGAUUCAGGCGUUCAAAUUACGCGAGAAGAGUAAAAGACAAGAUCCAAGAACUAUCAACUCAUGAAGGGCUUGAAAAUGAGGCCAAAUAUGGAAGCCAAGCUAGUUGGUGGAAGCAACUCUCUACACUGACAAAGAGAUCAUUUGUGAACAUGAGUAGAGAUGUUGGUUACUAUUGGUUGAGAAUUAUAAUCUACAUCAUUGUAUCUAUAUGCGUUGGAACUAUCUAUUUUGAUAUUGGUUAUAGCUAUACUUCAAUCUUGGCUCGCGGCGCGUGUGGUGCAUUUAUAUCAGGAUUCAUGACUUUCAUGUCAAUUGGAGGGUUUCCAUGCUUCAUUGAAGAAAUGAAGGUAUUUUAUCGAGAAAGGCUUAAUGGAUAUUAUGGCGUAGCGGCGUAUAUUUUAUCGAACUUUCUAUCAUCGUUCCCAUUCUUGGUUUCUAUAGCUGUUACUUCUAGCACCAUCACAUAUAACAUGGUGAAAUUCAGGCCAGGAUUCAUUCACUUCGCGUUUUUCGCUCUCAAUAUCUACGGAUGCAUCUCAGUGAUCGAGAGUCUCAUGAUGGUUGUAGCUUCACUUGUUCCGAAUUUCCUCAUGGGAAUCAUUACAGGAGCUGGAAUCAUUGGAAUCAUGAUGAUGACCUCUGGAUUCUUUAGGUUGCUAUCCGAUCUUCCAAAACCAGUUUGGCGCUAUCCAAUUUCGUAUAUCAGUUACGGCGCAUGGGCAAUACAGGGUUCAUACAAGAACGACUUACUCGGACUCGAGUUUGAACCACUGGUUGCCGGCGACCCGAAACUGACAGGAGAUUAUGUGAUAACACACAUGUUAGGGAUUGAACUAAGCCAUUCAAAGUGGUGGGACUUAGCAGCACUGUUACUGAUUCUGAUAUGUUACAGAAUUCUAUUCUUUAUUGUUCUCAAAUUCAAGGAAAGAGCAUCACCAUUGUUUAAAAACCUUUAUGCAAAAAGAACCAUACAACAGCUAGAGAAAAGACCUUCAUUCAGACAAAUGCCAGCUUUUCCUUCAUUGAGGCAUCAACCACUUCACUCACUAUCUUCUCAAGAGGGUCUUGAUUCUCCACUUCAUUACUAG
This is a messenger RNA of Lathyrus sativus (Indian pea), 2094 nucleotides long. NCBI's taxonomy places the organism in Eukaryota, Viridiplantae, Streptophyta, Magnoliopsida, Fabales, Fabaceae. The record is from the annotation of a GenBank genome assembly.